AGAAACCGGGUUUGGGCGUUUGGCGCUCGCCGCUAGGGUUUGGGCUUUCGAGGUCUCGCCGGCGCGGAGCCAUUGGAGUCGAGGAGGAGAGUGCGGGAGGGAUCAAAACCCUAGCGUCUCCCGGCGAGCGACAUGGAGGUGGACCCGUCGCCGUCCGCGUCCCCGCGGCGGCCGCUGCCGACGCCGGGAUACCUGGACCUGGAGUCCUCCCGCCUCCGGGAGGAGUACCGCCGCUACAGAAAGAGACUAUCUUCUUCAAAUGACUCCCCACUGUUGGGGACCUCAGUCUCCAGAUUCUCUGAAGCAAGGGUGUUGCGUGAUGGCAACAGCAUACACAGGCAGCCCAAUGCUGGUCUACUCCUUGAAGAAAUCAAACAGGAGGCUUCUGAUUAUUCUGACAUUGAUGGCUUGGAUGGAUCGAAGCUGUUUGGAUCAGCAAAAAGAAGGACAUCACUGGAUGGUGGUUCUGCACCAGACACGGAUUUCAGUUCAGGUAGGAAGGCGGCGAGGUCGGCAUUUAAUCCGGUCAAGCUGGAGGGUGAUGUGCCACAAGAAGGAGAAACAACUUUUACAAUCUUUGCAUCCCUUCUUGAUUCUGCGAUACAAGGAUUGAUUCCCUUCCCAGAUGCAAUUUUACAAUUUGAGAGAGCAUGCAGAAAUGCUUCAGAGUCAAUAAGGUCUGCUACCACAGGAAAGCUCCGAAUGGUGGACGAUAAACUUAUGCAGCAAAAAGCACAACUAUUGCUCGACGAAGCUGCUUCUUGGUCACUUCUUUGGUACCUCUAUGGGAAAGGAAACGAGGAGUUUCCUGAAGAGCUAUUCGUGUCACCAACUACAUCCCAUCAGGAGUCUUGCCGCUUUGUUGCAACAGAUCUUACAGCACAAUUGUGUCUCAGGAUUGUACUUUGGCUUGAAGGACUUGCUUCUGAAGGUCUCGAUUUGGAGAAAAAAGUGAGAGGAUCUCAUGUUGGUUCAUAUCUACCAAGUUCUGGUGUUUGGCAUCGUACGCAGAGGUACUUAAAGAGAAAGAAUAAUGAUGAUUCUACCAUAGUGAAGCAUGUGGAUUUUGAUGCUCCGACUCGUGAAGGAGCCCAACUUCUUCCCGAUGACAAGAAGCAAGGUGAAUUGCUUUUAGAAGAUAUCUGGACUCUCUUAAGAGCUGGAAGAUUAGAAGAGGCGUGUGAAUUGUGCCGGUCUGCUGGACAGGCAUGGAGAGCUGCCACUCUUUGCCCCUUUGGUGGCAUAGAUCUCUUUCCUUCCCUGGAGGCCAUGCUAAAGAAUGGAAAGGCUAGAACACUACAAGCCAUUGAAUUGGAAAGUGGUGUUGGACGGCAGUGGCGUCUUUGGAAAUGGGCAUCAUAUAGUGCUUCAGAAAAAAUUGCUGAACAUGAUGGUGGUCGGUAUGAGAUGGCUGUAUAUGCUUUACAGUGCAGUAACUUGAAGCGUACCUUGCCGAUCUGUACUGACUGGGAGUCAGCUUGUUGGGCAAUUGCAAAAUCCUGGCUAGAUGUUCAAGUGGAUUUAGAAUUAUCUCAAUACCAAACGAGCAGACCAGAAGAGAAACAGUUUGAUGAUGACAUGAAUGGAACCCAGCCUAUGGUCAGCUCAGCCGGCCCAGAAAAUUGGCCACACCAUGUUCUUGAUCAGCAACCUCGUGAUAUUGCUGCACUUCUGCAGAAACUCCAUUCAAGUGACCUUGUUCAUGAAACUGUUUCUCGAGCAUGUCGGGAGCAGCACCGUCAAAUUGAGAUGAAUCUCAUGAGUGGAAAUAUAGCUCAUCUUCUUGACCUUCUAUGGUCAUGGGUGUCACCCUCUGAAGAGGAUCAAAACAUUUUAAGGUCCCGUGAUGAUCCUGAGAUGAUACGUUUUGGGGCACAUAUUGUUCUUGUUCUGAGAUACCUAUUCGGCGAGGAAAUGGAGGACGAGUUUGAGGAAAAGCUGGUUACUGUUGGUGAUCUCAUCAUCAACAUGUAUGUGAGGUACUUGUUUUCAGAGCAGCAAGAGGAGUUGGUUGGAGUAUAUGCCUCUCAGCUUGAACGUGAUGUUUGCAUUGAUUUGUUUGUGGAAAUGAUGGAACUAAGGUUAAAUAGCAGCUUGCAUACCAUGUACAAGCUUUUCCUCUCUGCUGUGGAGUAUCUGCCAUUCUCAUCUGGAGAUGCGUCCAAGGCUUGUUUUGAAGAGAUAAUUGAGAGAGUUCUUUCAAGAUCUCGAGAAAUGAAACCUAGCAAGUAUGAUGAAGAUUUUUCUGAUGUUGCGGAACGGCAUCACUUGCAAGCACUUCAGAAGGCAAUGGUCAUUCAGUGGCUUUGCUUCACACCACCAUCCUCAAUUCCAGGCUUUCAGAUGAUCACAGGGAAACUUCUGAUACGGGCGUUGAUGCAUAGCAACACGCUAUUCAGAGAGUUUUCCCUGAUAUCAAUGAGGAGAGUUCCUGAAUUACCAAUAGGCCCACAUAAGUUACUUGCCAUCCUUGCGGAACCAUUGAAACAGAAGGAAAAUUUAUUUUCAUUUGAAGAUCAGGAGGUAUCUGAUAAUUUACGAGAGUUUGAAGAUUGGCAUGAAUAUUACUCCCUGGAUGCAACAUACCGGGGUUGGCUUAGAUAUGAGAUGGAGAAUUCUUCUGUUCCUCCUGAAAUGCUUUCAGCAGAAGAAAAAGAUCAAGCUGUUGCUGCAGCAAGACAAACGCUGGAAUUGGCAUUCUUGUUACUACUCAGGGAAGAAAGACCAUGGUUAAAUGCCGCUGAGAAAAGUCCAUUUGAGUGGACAGACACUGUUUUCCUUGAGUUGCAUGCAACUGCAAUACUCUGUCUACCUUCUGGAGAAUGCAUGCUACCAGAUGCAACAUCAUGCACGGCACUGACAAGUGCACUGUAUUCAACUGUCAGCGAACAGGAUGUGCUGCAUCGCCAGUUGAAGGUUGAUGUUAAGGUUUCUUCUAAAGAUCCUUGUUGUAUAGAAGUUGCACUUCGCUGCUUGGCAAAAGAAGGUGAUGGGAUUGCACUUCAUGAAGCCAAUGAUGGAGGUCUUCUUGCUGCAAUUAUGGCUGCUGGUUUUAAAGGUGAACUCAAUCGUUUUCAACCUGGAGUUUCAAUGGAAAUAUCUCGACUUGAUGCUUGGUAUUCUGAUGGUCAUGGUUCGGUUGAAUGUACUGCUGCUUAUAUUAUUCGAGGGCUUUGCCGAAGAUGCUGCCUACCAGAAACAAUUUUACGAUCUAUGCAGGCAUCUAUCUCGCUUUCCGAAGCAGGGGAUUCUCUAGAUCAUUGUGACAAACUCAUCGAGUUAGUUGCUUCAUCAGAUUCCGGAUUGAUGCAUUUGUUCAGCCAGCAGCAGUUACAGGAGUUCCUGAUUUUUGAGAGGGAAUGCUUCAUAUCUAAAAUGGAGCUUGAGGAAGAGCAGAUACCUACUGAUGGCUAAGUCUCAUCAGGGCCAGAAUCUUGGAAUAGUAGUCAUGGGGCAUGCUCUACUAGUUGACAAAAUCAGAAGUCAGGACUUGCAAGUGGCGACAUGUCACACCAUCGGUCGAGAACCGGCUGUAAUUUAUGUGAGAUUGUGACCUUGUCGAUGUCGAGAAAGGCGGAGAUGAAAUUUGUUGUAUAGGUGUUAUAUAAUAUUAUUUGACUGCAUGCCCAUCGCUCUCAGCUGAUGACAGCAGCAGAUGAGAUUUGGCUCACUUUAGAUCGUUCUGUCAUACUACUACUGUGGAAGCACAAAGACUGGUCUCAAAUCUAACAGAAGAGGCACUUGUAACUCUAUUUGAAGGAUAGAUACAUCAAUGCAUCAAUUUUCUGUGUCGUUUGGCUGCCCUGAUUUUAUCAAGGACAGUAUA
This is a messenger RNA of Brachypodium distachyon (stiff brome), 3826 nucleotides long. RefSeq names its product nuclear pore complex protein NUP107. Bases 133 to 3414 code for a protein of 1093 amino acids. Gene Ontology annotation, molecular function: structural constituent of nuclear pore. The record is from RefSeq and is a predicted model, not a curated record. Lineage: Eukaryota; Viridiplantae; Streptophyta; Magnoliopsida; Poales; Poaceae. The transcript has 25 exons. Gene Ontology annotation, biological process: post-transcriptional tethering of RNA polymerase II gene DNA at nuclear periphery; protein import into nucleus; regulation of DNA-templated transcription. Gene Ontology annotation, cellular component: nuclear pore; nuclear pore outer ring.